Molecule: messenger RNA, 2545 nt
Organism: Gymnodraco acuticeps
Lineage: Eukaryota; Metazoa; Chordata; Actinopteri; Perciformes; Bathydraconidae
Product: beta-1,3-galactosyltransferase 2-like
Exons: 3
Coding region: 637-1905 (422 amino acids)
Cellular component (GO): membrane
Molecular function (GO): N-acetyl-beta-D-glucosaminide beta-(1,3)-galactosyltransferase activity
Source: RefSeq, a predicted model, not a curated record
CGGACUCAGGACUGAAGAGGAAGAGAUGAGCAGAGUUUCCUCCUCACCUGAAGAGAGUCUGUGAGUAGACCUGAAGAGGGUCUGUGAGUAGACCUGAAGAGAGUCUGUGAGUAGACCUGAAGAGAGUCUCCAAGAGCAAACAACACAUUCUGCUGGACCUGGACCUGGACAGGGAUAUGAAGAAGGACUUGGACCUGGAUCUGAACCGGAACCUGCUCCUGAACCUGGUCCUGAACCUGGUCCUGAACCUGUCUCCAGUAACCAGCUUACUGCCGGAGACCAGAACCAGAUUAGAGACAGCAAACACAGAGGAGGUGACCCUUAUCAUAUCCUGAAGGAGACGAGACAUCGGGCAUGACCUUGUGUUUGUCUACAGUUCCAAAGAAGAGCCAGGGAGAAGCCUUCAUGGCCAGAGAAACAUUGCUUUCCUUGCUCCAUUGAGCUCUUUUAACCCUGCUGCAAGCUGCACUGGGGGGCUCAAACGUUCCCCUGACUCCACCAGGAGGCUCACUCCAACCCAUCUGUCAGCUCAGAUAACCCUCUGAUAGUUGGCAACCACAUGUUUGAGGUGACUGUGAGUGACUGCCGCCGCCCAUUCUCGAGCAGCAGCAGCUUCCUGCGACCCCGAUCUGCACCAUGCAGUGGAGACGGCGGCACUGCUGUCCCAUCAACAUGACCUGGACCGUCAAGCGGUCGCUCUUCAGGACCCAUGUGGCCGGCCUCCUCUCGCUGGCUCUACUCUUCACCCUUUUCUUAUUUUUCAGCCAUCAGGAUUGGCUUCCGGGACGCAGCGGGCCCCGGGAAAACCCACUGGCCUACACUGUCAGGGGCUUCCGCAGCCCCAAAGGCGAAGCCAACCAGAGCAGCUCCCUGCGGAGCCUGUGGAGGGACACGGGGUAUGUGGCACCAAAGACUCUUCUCAACCUCAGCUCUCAGCAGGCAGAUGGGGCUGCGGGGGAGGCAGCAGCAGGAGGCGGAGGGGGUUCCAGGAUGGGGGUAAUGGGACUUGGGGACUCCAUGAGCACCAACAACAGUUUACAGAAGGAGAUGGGUGUGGGAGGGAGGCUCAAUGCUCAGCCCUACCGCUACAUCCUGAACGAGCCUGUCAAGUGCAGGGACAGGACGCCCUUCAUCAUCGUCCUGAUCGCUGCAGAACCCGGACAGGCCGAUGCCCGUAAUGCCAUCCGUCAGACAUGGGGAAAUGAGAGCAACUCAAUGGGCUUAGGGUUUGUCCGUCUUUUCCUGCUCGGCACUGGAAAGAGCUCAGACACCUACCUGCAGAGCAGCAUAGAGGAAGAGAGCCUUGUUCACCACGACAUCAUCCAACAGGACUAUCAGGACACUUACUAUAACCUGACCAUCAAAACGCUGAUGGGCAUGAACUGGGUGGCCACCUAUUGCCCACACGCCUCCUACGUGAUGAAGACAGACAGCGACGUGUUUGUCAAUACCGAGUAUCUCAUCCAAAAGUUGCUUAAGCCCAAGCUACCUCCCAAACAGAGGUACUUCACCGGCUACCUGAUGAGGGGCUAUGCACCAAACCGAAACAAGGACAGCAAGUGGUACAUGCCGCCCGAGCUGUAUCCAAGCGAGCGUUAUCCGAUAUUCUGCUCGGGCACGGGGUAUGUGUUCUCAGGGGACAUGGCCGAUCUGAUCUACCAGGCGUCCCUGAGCAUACGAAGGCUGCACCUGGAGGACGUUUACGUGGGGAUCUGCCUGGCCGAGCUGCGCAUCGACCCGGCCCCUCCUCCCAACGAGUUCCUCUUCAACCAUUGGCGGGUGUCUUACUCCAGUUGUAAGUACAGCCACCUGAUUACGUCCCAUCAGUUCCACCCCAAUGAACUCAUCAAGUACUGGAAUCGCUUGCAGAGCAACAAGCACAACGCCUGUGUCAACGUGGCCUAGAAAAAGAACAGCAGGCAGACACCGAAAGUUUCACGGAGAGAGGCCUCCUUGACGCAUUCUGUGAUUACAACCCCUGCUCAAGAGACAAAGGGAGAUGAGCACACUGUUACUACAGUCUUGGAGGGCAUAUCAGUACUAUACACUAUAUGGGGAAAAGCACAUUGUUUUUGGUAUUGUGUACAGUCGAUGAUCCAAACUAUUUUUUAAUUUGAGGAAAAGAUGUUAAGUAUUGUAAAACUGUUGAGCUAUUUCUAAAACGGAAGAUUGUCUGAUGAUGUGGAGCAUAACGUGCUGCUGCUGUCUCAAGGGUGAUGUUGAGGAUAAUUCAGGUGCCAAGAGAAAGGUGGUUAUUCAUGCUACAGUUAAUGUGAAGGCUCGCCUCUAAAAGGGUAAUAUACAGUAUGUCACACUUUACAAACAAAAUAAAAUAGACAGUGGUGUUUACACAGAAAAAGAGAAAUGCACAUGUAUUUUGUCGAAUGUUACACUACCUAACUAUGAAUGAAAAUAUAUUUGACGUUGACCAGUUAUGCUGCCCGGUUUCUCAGUGUUUACUUUACAGGUUUAUCAAAGAACAUGACUCUAAAGAGAAGGUUUAUCCGUCAUAUACUGUAUUUUUUUUUUUUUUAAAUCUACAUGG